Molecule: messenger RNA, 348 nt
Organism: Fusarium verticillioides 7600
Lineage: Eukaryota; Fungi; Ascomycota; Sordariomycetes; Hypocreales; Nectriaceae
Exons: 1
Coding region: 1-348 (115 amino acids)
Source: RefSeq, a predicted model, not a curated record
AUGAAGUCGAUAUCCUACGAUAUAGACCCAGGCGGCGACAUCGAGCUGAUACUGAAAAAGCCGAACAAGCAGAAUAUAGUGCCAGAGGACACUACUCAAACUGUCGAUGGAGAGCGCAUUAAUCCGAAAUUCCCCAACCCAGCAUGCUUCGGUCGGUAUCAAGUGUUUAGCGAGCUCUAUCCUGAUGGCGAGAACGAGACCCCUAAUUUCGAAGUGGAAGUCCACAUGCGAGUGUCUUCCCGACAUCUGAUUCUUGCGUCACGCAUAUUCCGAGCUAUACUCGAAGGGCCCUGGAAAGAGGGAAACCCGUCUUCUGGACCUAUUCGACAAAUAUCAGCCGAGGGCUAG